Messenger RNA from Pectinophora gossypiella (pink bollworm), 2063 nucleotides. RefSeq names its product neural/ectodermal development factor IMP-L2-like (gene IBP2). The transcript is spliced from 7 exons. Gene Ontology annotation, cellular component: plasma membrane; axon. The record is from RefSeq and is a predicted model, not a curated record. Gene Ontology annotation, biological process: axon guidance; dendrite self-avoidance; homophilic cell-cell adhesion. Bases 187 to 957 code for a protein of 256 amino acids. Gene Ontology annotation, molecular function: cell-cell adhesion mediator activity. Lineage: Eukaryota; Metazoa; Arthropoda; Insecta; Lepidoptera; Gelechiidae.
ACGAGUCUACGGCCUUCUGUUACAUCUUACAUUUCUAUAACCAAUAAUUUGAUUUUAUGUUACAUUCUAUCCACUGUGUUACAUUCAAUUCUGUGACGUUACAGUGAUUUUCUGGACAUUUAUAAUAAUAAUUUCGAUUAUUUUAAAUUUCAACCUGCUAACGCCAUCUAUCGUCGAGUAGCAACAAUGUUCAACUUAAUUUCACUACUCGUCGCCGCGGCGCUAGUGUCGUUCCAGUCGGACUUUCAGGCUUCAGGCGCGCUGCUUUCGAAUAAACUGGACUUGGACAACAGUUUACAACCUAAUGUGGUACCAGCCCCGAAACGACUUUUCAGGAAAUACGUUCAUAUAUACGUGGCUCCCCCGGAGACACUCCAUGUGGGCCCGACACAGAGAGUGCAGCUGGAGUGCCAGGUGUUUGGCUCGCCCAGCCCCGCUGUCACCUGGCUGAAGAACGGAGAACCGAGCGUGGAUUACGAAGAAGCUGCGAAUGAGAUCCUGUCGACCCACCCAUCAUCCAUUGCCCGUAUCACCUCCAAGCUCAUAGCAUCAGCUCAAAACGGAGACGUGUUUACCUGUCUCGCCACAGCCGGGCUCAAACAGCAGAGCGCAUCUACCACCGUCUACGUUACUGAAGGCGAGGACCCAGACCUAGUUUUGGAGAAACUGCUGAUCCCUCCGAAGCCAGUCAUCACGGCAUACUACAACGAGAUCUUCCAAAACAUGGGAACCAACAUUGUGUUGCCAUGCCGCAUCGAGGGGAAGGCCGACCUGUACUGGCAGGACAAUCUUGAUAACAUCAUCCUAGGAGACAACAGGCAUCGGGUGCUGCCAUCAGGGGAUCUGAUGAUCUCUGGUCUGCGAUGGAGCGACAUGGGCCAGUACACCUGCGUAGCCCAGAACGCAUACGGCAAAGAUACCGCGUCCACCUUCCUUUAUCCAUCCAAGGCAUCGUAAGAUGUUAAAACAACCAAUACUAAACUGAUAUAUAGUUACCCGCCGAAAAUUAAGGACAAAAAUCUCGAUGUUCCAAAUACUUAAGCGUAUCCGUAUAAUACAUUGACAAACUUAAAUUAUUAUUGUGAAAUGAAAUUAUUAUUAUUAUUAGAUUAUAAGUUUAUUAUUAUAUUGUUUGAAGAACGAGCUCACGACGGAUUUCGUAUGUACUUAAUUUAAAUUUAAGUUAUUUUUUUUCUAAAUUAAUUUAAUUUAAUUUGUAAAAAGUUUUAUUUGAUUUCAAUUAAAGCUUUUUAGAAAAUGUAGUUUAUUGUUGUACAAAAAUAUUUGUGAAAUUAUGCAUAAUGUUAGAUAUUAAUAUACCCUACACUUUCAUAAAAAAUAAUAUAAUUUAUGGUCGCGCAAGUCGAAAUCUUAAAAAAAGAUUGAAAACUCAACACAUAAGUUCAAUUGUUAAAAUUGUCUAGAGAUUCCUCAAAAAUUCAAAUAUUUUUGCGAUAACUUAUCUACUUUUUCGUAUAAACAUAAUUCAUAUACUUAGGUAUUAUAAUAAAUUUAUAUUUAAGAUCUCGUUGCAUUUAUUUGUAGAACUGCUUAUAAUUAAAUAGAUACUGUAUUAUAUUUGUGAUUCUAUAAGCGUUUAUGUGAUGGUCAAAUAAACAGGUAAUAAUUUGAUUGUGCCCCAGUGCUGGGCAUAGAUAUCCCCUCUAUUAAGUAAAGGGAAAUCAAAAUAUUGAAUAUUACAAUUUUUUUAAUAAAUCAUUUAUUUAAUAUACAAAAAAAUCAAACAGAAUUUUGAACUCUUUAUAAUUAUCUUCAAAUUACUAUUUUUUAGAAUGAAUAAUGAAUUAAUAUUCGUCUAUAAAUAAAAAUAUUAAGAGAAUAUCGUCAAGAAACAUUAAAUUUAAAGCUGGUGAUAGUUAUUAUUUAUUUAUUUUUCUAGUUUAUAUUUUUGUUACUUAAAAUUAAGUUAAAUAUUUUUGGUGAAGUACAUUUUGAUGGAGAUCGUGAGCAUAAUGUUUUGUAAUCGAAAUAAUUAUGUGUUUUUUAAUGUUCUAUGAUAUAUUGUCCCCUGUGAUUCAAAUAAUAAAUGUUUUAUUACACAA